AUGCCGCCGAGAGACAUUACUGGCCAGACAUCGGCCAUUAAUGAAUUUAAGCACAAGGCUGGUAUAGCGUAUCAGCGCUUUCUCGACAAGACUGUGCCACACCGAGCCAUGCGUUGGGUCAUGUUAGCCUUCCUGCUGACGUUCUAUAUGCUGCGCGUCUUCUACCACGGUGGUUUCUAUGUCAUAACGUACGCGAUGGGCAUUCACCUGCUGUAUCUGACGCUGCUGCUCGUUACGCCGCUCGCAGCUGACGAGUACACGGAUGAAGCGCAGCUGCCACGAACAGCCGGCGGUAGUGAAGAUGAGUUUCGCCCGUUCGUCCCCCGGGUGCAGGAGUUUGUGGUGUGGCGAAGCAUGUGCAAAGUUGUAUCUAUUUGCCUUUUUCUGACAAUGUUCAACUUCCUCGACAUCCCUGUUUACUGGCCGAUUCUUCUGCUGUACUUCAUUGUGCUGACAGUGACGCAGAUGGGCGGGCGCAUCAAGCACAUGAUGAAGCACCGCUACGUGCCGUGGAGUGCGGGAAAACCAAAGUACGUUCCCAAGGCAUAA
Molecule: messenger RNA, 549 nt
Organism: Trypanosoma grayi
Lineage: Eukaryota; Euglenozoa; Kinetoplastea; Trypanosomatida; Trypanosomatidae
Product: endoplasmatic reticulum retrieval protein
Exons: 1
Coding region: 1-549 (182 amino acids)
Biological process (GO): retrograde vesicle-mediated transport, Golgi to endoplasmic reticulum; protein retention in ER lumen
Cellular component (GO): Golgi membrane
Source: RefSeq, a predicted model, not a curated record